UUGCAUUGGAAAUGGCAGACAGAAACGCCAAAGACUCGACCCCUCCGCCGCUUUUGUUAAUGCCUGCAGGAGGAGGGCUGACUCUCAACCCCCCAGACCAUCCAAAUGUAUUGAUGCCUGUUAUACAGAGUGAACCAUCGCUUUUGGGAUCCGAUGAAGAAGGUGAAGCAGACAGUUUUGUUGGGCAGUCCCCACUACAAGGUUCUAAUACUCCUUCACAGCCCUCAACCUUUAACCUCUUCCAAAAAUCUGGAGGGGGUGGGGCUGAUCCCUUCUCGCAGGUGGGACAUAAUCCACACCCAGGUCCGACUCCGACUAGUUUGUUUGGGUCCCCAGCUCCCACAACAGCAUCGCAGGCCGUGGUUCAACCAACCAUCCCUUCAACAACAAAACCAGCUGGCCAACCAUUCAAUGGAGGCCCAGUCUCACAGCCCAUGUUCGGAAGUUCCCCCGCCCCUCCCCCAGCUGGAAAUCAGUUCCGUAAACAACAAGGACAGAGAUUGUCAACAUAUGCUCAAAUGCCUUCAGGGACAUAUGCUGGAGGCCAAGGUGGUGCCAAUCCAUACUCCUUGGGACAGUCUCCGAGUAUGAUGCCUCCAGGACCUCCCAGUAAUAUGAUGUCACCAGGACAACCUCCAUACGGGGCACCAAUGGGAGGUCUGCCCCCAGUUCCUCCCUCCAUCCAGUCAUCAGUAGCCAUGUCAACAUCUUCAUCCCCCUAUGGAGGGCCUCCUGUUGCACAAGUAAACCCAACAGUCUCUCAGACAUCCUUCACACAAAGAUCACAGACCAGCUUUGAUAUGGACCAGUCUAAUUACUCUGGGGCCCAACAAGGGGGCUUUUAUCAACCUGUUCGGCCCCACUGGUGUUUUUCUAAAAGAGUGGAGAGUAAAUUGAUCUGGUAUCCAUUCACAUUGAAAGACAGUAUGGCUAUAGAAGAGGCUUAUAAAAGUGGUGCCGAAGUGGUCGCCACAGAUGGUGGACGUUAUGAUGUAUUCAUGUCCACUCGUACCCGUAAAUCUGUUUACUGGCAGGAAGAUCCCUCUCCCGUCGUCAGAAGUACCUGGUUUUACAAGCGGGAGGGUGACAAUCGAUAUGUCCCCUAUGAAGAACAGAUUGCGCAGAGACUUGAAAGUGAGUACCAGAAUGCCGUGACCAACAAUGCAUGGCACAAGAGGCUCGAGUUUCCGGGAGGGGAGACCGUUGUGAUGCACAAUCAGAAUGUGAUGGUCCACUUCCAGCCAUCCUCACAGCCAGACGAGUGGGGAACUGUACAGGGUCGUCCUCCUCCUCCGCUCAUGGAGGAAGGCAUGCGACCCAGGGUUGUGAAGAGAGGACUAGACGACUUUGAGAGUAUACAGGAAGGCGAGCCUAGUCAGGUUGAUCAUCUGGUAUUUAUGGUCCACGGGAUUGGAUCCUUCUGUGACGUCAAGUUCAGGAAUGUCGUGGAGUGUGUGGACGACUUCAGGUCUAUAUCAUUAAGUCUACAACAGUCUCACUUUAAGAGUUACGUAGACUCGAAUCGUAUCGGAAGGGUGGAGUUUCUACCUGUCCAUUGGCACUCAGCCUUACACGGGGACGCUACAGGUCUUGACAAAAUGCUGAAGAAGAUCACGUUACCCAGUACAGGGAAAUUACGGAACUUUGUCAACGAUACACUCAUGGAUAUACUGUUCUACACCAGCCCGACUUACUGUCAGAUGAUAGCGGAUACUGUCGGAGAGGAGAUGAACAGACUCUAUAGUUUAUUCCUCAGUAGGAAUCCGCGAUUCCAGGGAACAGUGGCUGUGGCAGGACACAGCUUAGGUUCUACGAUCCUGUUUGAUUUGCUAUUACACCAGAAGGACCCAAGUUCACCUGACCUUCAACCUCCAACCGACAGUGCCCCACACCAGGUGGACGCUAGUCUGUCUACAAGUUUUACCGACGACACUCACUCAACAUCUAGUCAAAAUGGUUUGGAAGAAGAGGAGUCGGAAAUGACCUUGGAGGAACUCCUGGCCAAGGUCGGAUUACAGGACAAGCUGGAGGUCUUCCAUCAGGAACAGAUUGACAUGGAAUCAUUGAGCAUGUGUAGUGAAGGAGAUCUCAAGGACCUCGGACUUCCGAUGGGACCCAGGAAAAAACUCCAAGGACUUAUCAAGGAUGAGCAGCACAGAAAGCAAAGAAAUUCGGAGCGAGCUGAGAGGAAAGCUAAAGAAGAAAUAGAACGGAAAGUACGGGAACAACUGGAGGGAGAAAUGAAGUCUCAGGCAGCCUUAAGCAAACCAAGUGCCUCUCGAUCGGCCAGUAUAAAUGUGGAGUACAUACAGGGUGUGUCUGGUACGGGGCGACCAAGUGUAGCCUACCCACAGCUCUCAUUCAAACCCAGCGCCUUCAUCGCCAUGGGGUCUCCCAUUGGUGUGUUUCUCUCAGCACGAGGUCUGGACAAAGUCGGUGAAGAUUUCAAACUUCCAACGUGUUCCAGAUUAUUCAAUGUUUUUCAUCCAUUUGAUCCUGUGGCAUAUAGACUGGAGCCUUUAGUAUCAUCAUCAGCUGUUAAUAUCAAACCAGUACUUAUACCUCAUCACAAGGGACGCAAACGACUCCACCUCGAACUAAAAGAAAGUUUGACAAGGGUAGGCGCAGAUAUAAAACAGAAAAUAGUGGAUUCACUAAAGAGUACAUGGAAUACCAUAAAUGAUUUUGCGAAGGCUCAUCGGACAAGUGAGACAACGCUUGGAGAUUCACUGGAGCAGCAAGUCGAUAGCCAGAUAUCAUCAGUCAUGCAUGACUUGUCCCAAGAGGAAGAUGAUAAAUUAUCUGUAGCCUCGGGUGCUGAAGAGGAGAUUUACAUGGGCCAGAUGAAUGAAGGCCGACGUAUUGACUACGUUCUACAGGAGCGGCCAAUAGAGAGCUUUAAUGAUUAUCUGUUUGCCCUAGCAAGCCAUGGAUGUUACUGGGAGUCUGAGGACACAGUUCUACUUGUGAUACGGGAGUUAUACGGCCCUCUUGGAAUUCUGCCAGAAAUGCCUGAUUCAAGUGGAAAACGCCUUUACACAGGUCCACCUCCAAUGGGGCCCCCAAGGGGGAUACAGCAAGUUCCAGCCAUGCCACAACAUUCUGUUGGAGGACCAUCAUCACAGUUUUCCCCUCAGGUGCCCCUCAUGAGCCAGCAAACCAGUGUACCUUUAAUGUCACCCCCAUCAGGACCUCCUGCCAGUCAGGGGCCCCCCAUGGGGAUGGCUCCGCCUCUUCAAGGAUUCGUACGAUCUGGACCGAAAUAAAUAUAUAUAUGGAUCAAAGUAUUUGGUGAAAGUGAAGAAAAAUAUUUAUUAAAGUAUUUCAUUGUUUGAACUCAGUGAGUCAAAAAUUGGUAACAGAAGUUUAUGUAGUUUAAACUAACCGUAAAUAACCCAUUAUGUCAUAUUUAAGGUAAAUUUACAAAGUGACCAGUUUUGGAUGUUUUAGUGGUACAUGUUACGUGUACUCUGACACAUGUUACGUUUCUAAUUUAUUACGUUACGUACUGUUCUGUCCUUGUCUUGUUUUAAUGAGGACAUUUUUAAAUCAGAUGUGGAAGUAACGAAGUUUAUCCCCAACCCUCAGACUGACCAAAUACCAAGUAAGAGGUCAGUUUGACCGACCCUCAUACUGUGACCUAAUACCAGGUACGAGGUCAGUUUAACGAACCCUCAUACUGUGACCGAAUACCAGGUACGAGGUCAGUUUGACCAACCCUCAGACUGUGACCAAAUACCAGGUACGAGGUCAGUUUGACCAACCCUCAGACUGUGACCGAAUACCAGGUAAGAGGUCAGUUUGUCUGACCCUCAUACUGUGACCGAAUACCAGGUACGAGGUCAGUUUGACCAACCCUCAUACUGUGACCGAAUACUAGGUACAAGGUCAGUUUGACCAGGCCUCAUACUGUGACCGAAUACCAGGUAAAAGGUCAGUUUGACCAACCCUCAUACUGUGACCGAAUACCAGGUAAAAGGUCAGUUUGACCAACCCUCAUACUGUGACCGAAUACCAGGUAAAAGGUCAGUUUGACUGACCCUCAUACUGUGACCGAAUACCAGGUAAAACUAAAAAGGUCAGUUUGACCAACCCUCAUACUGUGACCGAAUACCAGGUAAAACUAAAAAGGUCAGUUUGACCAACCCUCAUACUGUGACCGAAUACCAGGUAAAACUAAAAAGGUCAGUUUGACCAACCCUCAUACUGUGACGGAAUACCAGGUAAAACUAAAAAGGUCAGUUUGACCAACCCUCAUACUGUGACCGAAUACCAGGUAAAACUAAAAAGGUCAGUUUGACCAACCCUCAUACUGUGACCGAAUACCAGGUAAAACUAAAAAGGUCAGUUUGACCAACCCUCAUACUGUGACCGAAUACCAGGUAAAACUAAAAAGGUCAGUUUGACCAACCCUCAUACUGUGACCGAAUACCAGGUAAAACUAAAAAGGUCAGUUUGACCAACCCUCAUACUGUGACCGAAUACCAGGUAAAACUAAAAAGGUCAGUUUGACCAACCCUCAUACUGUGACCGAAUACCAGGUAAAACUAAAAAGGUCAGUUUGACCAACCCUCAUACUGUGACCGAAUACCAGGUAAAAGGUCAGUUUGACCAACCCUCAUACUGUGACCGAAUACCAGGUAAAACUAAAAAGGUCAGUUUGACCAACCCUCAUACUGUGACCGAAUACCAGGUAAAAGGUCAGUUUGACCAACCCUCAUACUGUGACCGAAUACCAGGUACGCGGUCAGUUUGACCAACCUCAUACUGUGACCGAAUACCAGGUACGCGGUCAGUUUGACCAACAUCUCACACAUAAAUGUAGAAAUCUAAUGUAGAGAUAUAAUUGUUAAGAUUCUGUACAGUGUGAUAUUUCUAUGAAAUAGAGGUUUAUGAUGUUUACAGUUUCAUUUUUAUGACUAGUCAAGCUUUUACUUGCACAGUUCACUCUGUACAGGUGACUGAGAGUUCUCUGAUCUAAGAUUAAGGAGACUCAAUAUUUAAAAAAAUGAUAAGAGACUAUGUACAUACCCAGGCAUUAAAGUUGCUUUAUAAUAUAUACAUAAUGUAUAUAUAUUGUAUACAUUAUAAAUGAUCUGCUCCUCUCCGGUGCGAAUUUACAUCAUUUAGUGGACUCAGAUUCUUAUUUUUUUAAUUUUUAGAUCAUAAUCUGUUAAUAUUAUUUAACAUUGUUGUCUUUAAAGCAUUAAUAUAUGUGUAACCUACUUGAUUAAUAAUAAUCAUUAUAAGACCAUUGAUCAAAUCUGUCACCUCUCAGAAUCAACCUCGCAUCCUGUUGAUUAUUUCUGUAGUCUAAGAGUAGUUUUUCGCACUGAUACAGUCUAGUGGCUAGGUCUCCACAUUUUACACCACGAGAGGUUUGACAUUAAGUUAUAUGUGAUGUGGGUAUCUCCCAGUGUUGGGUAUGUGAUAUUAUCAGCAUUUAGACAGGUGUUCUAGUAACAUACAAAUAUGAAACCUUCAUUAUCGGUGAUGUUUGAAAUAAUCUGAUUAUUAAAUAAAUGCAUGAUUAAGCAAUAUUCAUUGAACCUUCUAUCAGUUUAAGAUUGGUUCUGUUGUGAGAACAGAGAAGACAGUGGGAACUUCCUACCUGAUGUUCUGUGUAGUAUUUCAUUGUCUUUGUGACGUCUUUAAGAAGUAUUUGUAUGGUAAUGAGAGGUCUCUGUAAUGAUGUAGACAAUACUUUGUCAAUACUAUGGCUGUCACUGAAGUGCUUAUUCUCUCCCAUGGUAUGUAAUCUGUGGUUAUUUUACUUCAUACACUUAAUGAUAUAUGUAAAAUUCAGGAUAAAAUGUACUUUUUAUUACUUAACUUACUGUCAGACCCUGUUUACUGUCACAUGACCCUGUCAUCUGUCAUAUGAAUGGGUUUGUUGUCACAUGACUUGUUCUGAUGUCACAUGACAUUCUACAGCCACUGGGACUGAAGAUGUUGUGAUAGUUUGUUGUGCCAUUUAAUAUGAUUAUUAAGGAUCCUUACACAUUAUUUGUGUAUUGUAUCUCAUGAUUUAAUACAUUAUACACGUUUGACCAAAAUGGCUGAUAAAAUAUCAAUCAGCCCGAAGUGUUAUUACUUGUCAGAUAACCAAGUGUUUAAAUGUGAUGUACUGGUGAUGUACUGGUAUAUUGAUAGUUUGUACAAUAAUGUGAUGUACUGGUAUAUUAAUAGUUUGUACAAUCAUGUAAUGUACUGGUAUAUUAAUAGUUUGUACAAUAAUGUGAUGUACUGGUAUAUUACUAGUUUGUACAAUAAUGUAAUGUACUGGUAUAUUAAUAGUUUGUACAAUAAUGUAAUGUACUGGUAUAUUACUAGUUUGUACAAUAAUGUAAUUAACUGGUAUAUUAAUAGUUUGUACAAAAAUGUGAUGUACUGGUAUAUUAAUAGUUUGUACAAAAUGUAAUGUACUGGUAUAUUACUAGUUUGUACAAUAAUGUAAUGUACUGGUAUAUUAAUAGUUUGUACAAUAAUGUAAUGUACUGGUAUAUUACUAGUUUGUACAAUAAUGUAAUGUACUGGUAUAUUAAUAGUUUGUACAAUAAUGUAAUGUACUGGUAUAUUAAUAGUUUGUACAAUAAUGUGAUGUACUGGUAUAUUGAUAGUUUGUACAAUAAUGUAAUGUACUGGAAUAUUAAUAGUUUGUACAAUAAUGUAAUUAACUGGUAUGUUGAUAAUUUGUACAAUAAUGUAAUGUACUUGUAAGUUGAUAAAUUGUACAAAAAUGUAAUGAUUUUGUUGUUGUUGAUCUUAUGUUGAACAAAGAUGAUAAACUUUAUAAAACGAUUGUUCACCUUGUCAAGAGUUCAUAUAAGGUUGCUGUAUUCUAUUCCUCAUUGUGUUUGGUGUGUAACUAACGUUCAGUUUUAGUAUUGAUCAUAUAUUAAAAGUUAAUCUCUGAAUGGUAUAUCAAUAUACACUUAAAAUGCAUGUAUUUAAAUGAUGAUGAAACAAAUGUUUUAUAAUGACAAUAGGUGUUUUUUUUGUUUCAUUUACUAAUACUGUUUUAUGUCACCUGCAGUCACCAAAUAUUUCUAUGGUAUUAUUUGGUGUCUAUUCUCACUCUACUGUGUUAGAAAUCUUUUCCCCAGAUGAUGAGAGUGUUAACCUGAGUUUGAUGGCAAUCUCUUUUAAAUGGUGAAUGACUUUAUUUAAUUAAAAACUUCCAGAAUGUGUUCAUCUGUAGAUCAACUUUGUAUCAUCAGUUGUGCAAUUAAAGACUGGUUUUUGUCAAUUUCAUAAUAGAUUAUUUUGAUAAUACUUAGAUUUAUGCACUGUUAAUGAACUUGACACAAUAGUUCUGACAUUAAUUUACAGGGUACACCAUACUUUUGAUAAACAUUGAGGGUCAUUCAAUCACAUUGAUAAACUUUAAGGGUCAUUAGAUUACAUUGAUAAAUAUUGUAGGUCAUUAAAUCACAUUGAUAAACAUUGCAGGUCAUUAAAUUACAUUGGUAACUUGUACUAGUACAGUAAAAUUGCCAGUUUCCCUCACAACUGUUUAGAUUUUGUGAUUUUGAUGUGAUCCGUUUAUACAUGUUGAUCCGUAUGUGUAUAAUCAUUUCUCUGUCAGGUUUUUUUUAUCCUGAGUCCCUCAACAUUCCUACUUCAUUCAUUUUUUGUUCACUCCUCACCCAUCUAGAAAGGAAAAACACUGGGCAGUGUUGUUUGUUUGCUUGCUGGGUUUAUCACCCCAUGAACAGCCAGGGUCAUUUUGAAGUGGGGUCUUCUUGUAGUAGUUGGUGACUACCUCACUGAACAGCAUACAGGAGGCCCGUUCAAAGCCAUCCAUAGCAGUUAGGGUAAAGUGUCUUGACCAAAGACCAGCCCAAUUCUCAGUUUCCUGAGAAGCAAAAAGCGACAUUCGUAGGGAGCUUCAAACUCGUAUAUCCGAUCUUCACCUGAGGUUACGUGGCCGGCUGACUGAGCUGUUGUUGCCCCUACCCUGGGCAAUUGGUACUUUUAGAUGUAUAAAUGUAUAAUUUCGGUCACUUUAAGAAUUAGGUGAUAUCCAUCACAGAAUCCGCAGUUCACAUCAUUUCACAUCAGAAAUUGAAAUAUAGUAUACAUGUACACCCAUUGAAAUUGUCUCCCUUUUUUUAGCAUUAGGGAAGGAGUAUAUCUAUCACAAACUUUUAAUACCAGUUUGGCCCGGUCAAUCCAUGACCAUUAGGGAAGGAGUAUCUAUUACAAACUUUUAUUCAGUCCAACAUUUAUUUUAUAAGCCUACAAGACAUUACACCUUUAACAACCUGUAAAUAUUUAACAUCAAAGGCAGACUUUCGUUUUACUUGUUGGUAUGUGAACGGGUUAGAUAAUAUAUAGAUUUAAACAAGAAUAAAAUUCCUGUCAUUUUUUAUAUUAUUGAUGUUAUUUAAUAUUUAAAGAGUGGUAGUAAUUUUAUUUUCGGUUUAGAUAUCACAUCAGCAUUUGCUUUAAGAAAAUCGUUAUCAACAGGAAGUAGUUUUGAAUUGGAAGAUUUUUUUUUUUUCUGGAGAGAGGUAUUUAACGACAGUGUUAAUGUCAGAUCCCAGUGCUCCACAUCAAUAUACAUGUAUUUGGUUUAUAAGUAUUUGUAUGAAUGAGGCAUGAAUGCAACAUUUCCUCUGCUAUAUUGUGUUAAAUUUUAAAUGUAAAUAAGCUAUUUAAAGACGCCUGUAUGGUUUCUUUUCCUUUAUUUGUGUUUUGAUGUCGGUCUCGUCAGAGUUCGAGUAUGAAAGAACAGAGAAAUAAAAUGGUGCUGUGAUUA
This is a messenger RNA of Pecten maximus, 8764 nucleotides long. Its product is annotated as phospholipase DDHD2-like. Gene Ontology annotation, molecular function: protein binding; metal ion binding. Gene Ontology annotation, cellular component: COPII-coated ER to Golgi transport vesicle. The coding region runs from base 12 to 3266 and encodes 1084 amino acids. Lineage: Eukaryota; Metazoa; Mollusca; Bivalvia; Pectinida; Pectinidae. The record is from RefSeq and is a predicted model, not a curated record. The transcript has 22 exons.